Orbicella faveolata is the source of this 3245-nucleotide messenger RNA. RefSeq lists its product as uncharacterized. Gene Ontology annotation, molecular function: phosphatase activity. The record is from RefSeq and is a predicted model, not a curated record. Gene Ontology annotation, biological process: phosphatidylinositol dephosphorylation. Lineage: Eukaryota; Metazoa; Cnidaria; Anthozoa; Scleractinia; Merulinidae.
UCAAGGUACAUUGUUAUGUAUCAUCAUACAAGUGUUGUGGGUUCAUUUAGGUUGUGUUCGAAACCUGGGCAAAAUUGCAUUCCAAAACUGCUAAAUACUCACCCCCCUGGUCACCUUUACCUACUCCUCCCACACAGAUAUGUAGUUGGCAAAGCCCAUGAUCACCAUCGAUCACCAUAGCGAAUAAACAAUAUGGCGGAUGAAAAACAGAUUUUAAUUUUUAUAUAAUAUUCGUGCUCUUUUCCCCUGUUAUAAAAAUUCUUCAUCGAAAAGGAGUAUAAGAUGCAUGUAACAUUGAAUCAUCAUGGCUGAUGGUGGGAAUUACUCGUUUUUCAACCACAAUCUUCGCACGACAGCUAUGCAGCAGUCCUUUGACCGGCCUAAACUUCUUCAGCAAAGGCGAUCACAAUCAGCCGGAAAUCGACUCGAUUCGUCGUCGAAUAGAGCUGUUGAGAGUAAAAAAGAUACACCGUUGUUAGUUAGAGAAGGAGAUGCUCAAAACGUGAAAUUUGUGCCACAUCCUCCGUCUUCUCCUCGUUCGAAUUCAGGAACGGCGGAAGGGAAUCCGCGUGUCGCGGCGUUAAAUUCGAAAGGCAUCAAAAGAAGUCGUUACGAGUCGCCAAGGACUUCUCCAUCUGGCUCAGAAGAUGAAAGGAGAAGUCGUAAACAUGUUCUGAAUGUGAUGCUGGAUCCGUUGCCUCUGAAGCGCAGUGGGAGCACAGGUAGUUUGGACAGCAUCGGUUCCAGUGAAUCUUUUGGAAGUCCUCGCGAUGGGCAUAGAGGUGCUAAUCGUAAUCUUAGGGGUAUUGAACCUCUUAAAGAUAUAGGUUCCAAUAAGGAACUUCUUAAAAACUUUAAAUCUUACCAGAAUAGUGCGAAAAACGAGGAUUUGGGUAAGAAGAUGUUGAAAAAGAAUGUUGUUCACCCUUUGAGGGUAGAACAGCAGCAAGCAGACAUCUCGACACAGACAGGCUCAACACCCAUUAAAUCUAAUUCGAAGACGACAUCUGUAUUGUAUGAUGAACCUCCUGCUGAGGAUGAAGUUACAUUAUCUUCCUCAAAUGACAGUUUGACAAGUGUUAGCGACAGCGAAGAAAAUUCAAUAAGCAACAGUGAUGCAGAGUCUAAAAAUCAGCGUAAGCCCAUCCAAAGAGACCCUAAUUCGACUUUACCUACCCUACCUUGUCAACUUAAUGACAGAACUCUUGGAACUAAUGCAUCUGGGUUGUAUGAAUCUGUGCAUCCAAGUGAAAGAAACCAAAAUGAUAUCCCAUCAGUGCAAACUGGUGAACUUAAUGACCAAGGUGUUGUGACAAAUUCAUCUGGUUUGUAUGACAGUGUACCUCCAAAUGAAGGUAUAUAUCAGAAUCAAGGUAUACCAGUAUAUCAGAAUCAAGGUGUGUAUCAGACUGAAGGAAUCCAAGAUGAUCUCCAACAUAAUUCAACUUCUGAUUUAAGGCAGCUCAGCAGGGCACUGGAGAAGGUAGUCACUGACGAUGAAACGUAUGCGUCAGACACAGACUUGUCUUUUAGAUCAACAGGACAGGCGUCUGGUUUCUCUACAUCAACCUUGCUUCCACGUGUGUCUGCAAGAAGAGCACGGACAAGGAGUGGUAACUUUUUAAAGGAGGAAAUGGAGCGUUACUUCCCUGACAGGCAAAUUGGCAUUUUUGUUGCUACCUGGAAUAUGCAUGAAGAAAAGGAAGUUCCAUUCUACUUAGAAGAUUUUUUAAUACCAGAUUCAACUGAUUUCUUACAAGACCUCUAUGUUAUUGGCUCCCAAGAGAGUACAUCUCAAAGAAAAGAGUGGGAGAUCCGUCUUCAAGAAACUCUUGGUCCAUCGCAUGUGCUGAUGUAUUCCUGUUCUUUUGGGUUGUUACACCUGGCACUGUUUAUCAGGAGAGAACUUGUCUGGUUUUGUUCUCCUGUGAGUGAAGAUAGUGUAUCUACUAGAGUGGGUCAUAUGAUUAAAACUAAGGGAGCUUUGGCUGUGUCCUUCAGCAUAUUUGGAACAUCAUUCCUCUUCAUUGACUCUCACUUUACUUCUGAUGAAGGCAAAGCUAUGGACCGUGUAAGUGAUUACAAGACAAUCUGCAAGUCUCUGUCAUUAUCACCUGAGGGUCAGCCCAGCGGAAACAAUGAACUGGAUUUGACAGCCAAUUUUGACCGAGUGUUUUGGUUGGGAGAUUUCAACUUUAGGGUUACCCUGGACAGAUCAAAAGUGGAUGGAUUGCUUGAGAAGUACAAAGACCAGGAAAAUCCUGAGUGUAAAGAUUUACUGGAGAAAGAUCAGCUUCUAGAUCUAAAGGAACAAGGAAAAGUAUUUGUGGGAUUCACUGAACCUCCAAUCAAAUUCUUACCGAGUUACAAGCAUGACAUACAGAGCGACAACUAUGACACGUCAUCUAAAAACAGGACGCCUUCUUGGACGGACCGUGUUCUUUACCGCAGUAGAGAUCCAUCAAGUAUCCAGCCAGUUAUCUACAGCAGUUGUGUUUCUGUCAAGACGUCAGAUCACAGGCCAGUAUUUGGUAUUUACCAAGUCAAACUCAAUCCUUGCCGGGAAAACAUUCCUCUGACUGGAGGCCAGUACAUCCGGGAUGUUUAUGUGGAAGCCAACCGCAGGCGAUCACUUGGACCCAGCUCUCAAGAACAGAGUUCUGUGUGCGUCAUCCUAUGACAGCUGUUAACUGGGCCCCGAUCGGGGAGACACCUCGAACAAGCCUGAAGAGCACAUCUGGAUGACACCUCCACGGCAUACGGCGUCGGAAGCGUGUUGCUCUAAGAGCGGGAGACAAGUUAUUUAACAUAUUGGAUUCAAAUGCAGCUCAUUACAUCAUUGUACAUAAUUUAAAAUGUGAAAGAUUGAGUUAUUUUAAGCUACCUUGAAACCCAGUUUCGGUAAUUUGGAUAUAUGUAACGUUUUAUCUUGCUUUUGUACUUAAAAAAGGUGACGUAUUAUUGUAUCCAUGCGUAUACAAUGUAAUGAGUAAAGCAGUCGUUCAUUUUCGCACUCGAGGAUCUUUUAUGCAUAUAGAAAUGAAAACCUUUCCGUGCAUCUCUUUUACACAAUUAUAACAUUGCUUUUACUUCCUGCUAGCUUCAUCUUGGUAAUUAUAGUCAAUGCUUGCUAUCAGUGUGAAUGGCAUGAUUAUACCAUUGUUAACACGUUCAAGAUAGCCUCGUACCUGAUAGAAUGUAAAAAACAGACAUAAUAAAAUAAUAAAUCUGCCUGGAACUCCAUG